AUGGCAGCGGUGGGUGGCUGGUGGCGGACUGCGGGCCCAGUGUGGCGGAUCGGGGGGUGUGGUGGAGUGGUUCGAUCCUGCGGGGUUCAAUCGCGAUCGGUGGCCUCGUUUGUGGCGACGUCGGGGCCACCACGUGCCCGACGAGUGGCCGGACUGGCGGCCGCGGCCACGGCGGUCACGGGUCUGGCCUGGGCGACUUGGCGCACUGCUCCUGUUUGGGCCGAAGAAACCGAUCCGACUGAGCAACUUCACGCUGCGGUCACGGCUCGAGGCCUCUUUUUACACGAUGCGGACGUGACUGCGUACAUCUACACGCCUUGCCCGUUCUCCACCAAGGUUCGGACAUAUCUAGACUACUAUCGCGUGCCGUACAAAAAAGUCGAGGUCGAUCCCCUAAAGAAGCGCCAGUUGGCCUUUACCAGCUACAAGAAGGUGCCCGUGGUGGUGAUCAACGGCGUCGUCUGCUGCGACUCCACUGCCAUCAUUGACCAAUGCCAGACUCUGCUCCCCGCCAACCACCCGCUGCGUGUGCCCGACUCACCAGAGCAGGCACGCUGGCGCAGCUGGGUGGACGAGCACUUGGUCCACCUCCUUCCCGCCAACAUUUACCGCAACAUGCCCGAGGCUUUGGAGAGCUUUGACUACCUCAUCAACUCCUCCUUCAACUUUUCUCAGUCCGAACGCGUUCUCGCCCGCUACUCGGGCGCCGUGAUCAUGUACCUCCUCUGCCGCUUCAAGCUCAACAAAAAAUACGGCAUUGAGAAACCCCGCGAAGAGCUCUACGCCGCCGUCGACGACUGGGUCGGCGCGCUCGGCGAGCGUGAUUUCCUCAGCGGAGACUAUCGCCCCGGUCUCGCUGACCUCGCCGUCUUUGGUGCCCUUCGCUCCAUGGAAGGCCUGCGCACCCUUGACGAUGUCCUCACCCACACCAACGUUCGUCCCUGGUACGAGCGCAUGCAAGCCGCCAUUGGCCUCUCCACUGGUGAAUACGUCGAUGCCUCCCUCGGCGGCAAGCCCACCGGCUGCAACGUGCAAAUUUCAUUGACGGCCGUCAUCAAUCUCCUUGUGGCCAGUCUCCUCAUGUUCACCGUCCCCUUUGUCUGCUUCUUCGGGACCCGCUAUGUCGCUGCCUGGCGCGAGGGCUUGGGCGCCGAACCCGUGUCAGAGGACCAGCGUGCCAAGAUUCUGGCCAAGCGCACGGCAGCGGAAAAAGCAGCUGCGACUGACAAGACCACCAAAACGGACUCCAAAGACAAGCCCAAGGGAGAAUAA
This is a messenger RNA of Monosiga brevicollis MX1, 1272 nucleotides long. RefSeq lists its product as uncharacterized. Gene Ontology annotation, cellular component: mitochondrion. The record is from RefSeq and is a predicted model, not a curated record. Lineage: Eukaryota; Choanoflagellata; Craspedida; Salpingoecidae. The coding region runs from base 1 to 1272 and encodes 423 amino acids. The transcript is spliced from 4 exons. Gene Ontology annotation, molecular function: prostaglandin-E synthase activity.